GCAAUAAUAAAGAAAGGGAUUUCCUAAAGAAAAAUCCAUUUUCCACGUCCCAAAAUGCGUUAAAACCCUCACCUGAACGUUCACGAACCGUUUGCGAGCGUCAACAAGCCAAAUCAACUCGAUAAUCCCCCAAAAAUUAUGUUAAUUUAGAAGCUCCAGUGAUUCCAAGAAGGCCCACUCAAUUUGAUACAGCAUCGCAAUGGAUAUGUCGGACUUGGAAAGCAGUCUCUCGGGCAGCAUGAGCAUGGGAGCGGAAGUGGUCUAUGGUACCCACGAGGAUACUCGGAUGGUCAUGUCCGACAAAGUCCAAUCACUCGCUGGUAGCAUUUACCAGGAAUUCGAGAGGAUGAUCGCUAGAUAUGAUGAGGACGUCGUUAAGACUCUGAUGCCCCUUUUGGUCAAUGUGCUGGAGUGUUUGGAUCUGGCUUAUCAACAAAAUCAGGGCCAAGAUGUCGAAUUAGAACUAUUAAAAGAGGACAACGAGCAGCUAGUCACCCAGUAUGAAAGGGAGAAAAGUGCCAGAAAGAUAGCCGAGCAGAAGUUGUUGGAGUUCGAGGAUGCUGCCGAAGGCGAAAGGAAAGAGUUGUCUUCGAGACAGGAGGCAUUGGAGUCGAUAGUGAGGAUGUUGGAGCUGAAGCAUAAGAACUCCAUGGAGCAUGCCAGUAGGCUUGAGGAGAGGGAGGGGGAAUUGAAGAAGGAAUAUGCCAAACUUCAUGAGAGAUACACGGAACUGUUCAAAACCCACGUGGACUACAUGGAACGAACGAAACUGCUCCACUCGGGGCAACAGUUGGCGAACGAGAGGGCUGAGGCGGGACGUCUGAUGUCGAACCGUUUGAACGUGACCGGACGCAGUUCCGGGCCGAUUUCCUUCGGUUUCCAGAGUCUGGAGAACGCGGAGACGGUCGACAGCGUGCCCUCCUCGCCCAUUAGCAGCGCCCACUCGUCACCCAGUUUGCAUAGCGAGUUGGACCGUCAGAAGGCACCGCAAGUCCUGCGGGUGGAAAAAGCUCAGGUGACAGACGCAGUCAAUUUGGAGAAUAAGAGUGUGGUGACGUCGCCGGUCAGUCCUCCCGCUGCCAAUAAUAAUAGCGGGAGGAGGUUGACUACCACUAGGGAGCAAAGGACCGGCAACACUUUAUACGAGGAGUUGAGUUUUCAGGAUGGGGAUGGCGAUGACGACACCAACGACAUCACUGGUGGCUGGGUGCAUCCGGGAGAUUAUGCCUCUUCAGUCAACGAUAAUUUCUUCGGUAUGGGCAAAGAAGUGGAGAACCUCAUUAUGGAAAACAACGAACUGUUGGCCACCAAGAACGCCCUGAACGUCGUCAAGGACGACCUCAUCGUGAAAGUGGACGAACUGACGGGAGAAAUCGACAUGUUAAGGGAGGAGAUUUUAUCCUUGAGUGUAUCCAGGAACAAAUUGAGGGAAAGAAUAUCGGAACUGGAGGAGGAACUGAAGAAGGUCAAGGAGGCCAAUGAGGCUAAACAGGAGGCUGACGAGGAGGCGGACGUGCCUUUGGCUCAACGAAGACGGUUCACCCGUAUGGAGAUGGCCAGGGUGCUCCUGGAAAGGAACCAGUACAAGGAGCACUUCAUGGAGUUACAGGAGGCGGUACGUUGGACGCAGAUGAUCCGGGCGUCCCGUGAGCCGACCCUGGACAAACACCAGAACCGCGGGAUCUGGAAAUUCUUCCAGAAUUUGUUCAGCGGCGGGGACUCGUCGAAGGUGCAAAGGUCGAUGACGGUGCCGCAGUUGAAGUAUCAGGCGGCCAGUAACUCGGUCACACCCGGACUGAAGGUGGCCUCCAGAAUCCCGGAUCGGGGAGAGGUCGAGAUGGGGUCCGAGAAUUACAUGAUGCGCAAGGAGAUGGAGCGCAAGGAGCAAUACAGACAGGUAAAAGCCCACGUGAAAAAAGACAACGGAAGACUCCACGCUUACGGUUGGAGUCUCCCGGGAAAAGUGUCCUCUAGUCCGGCCGGGAAGGGUAACAGUGGCCUGCCGGUUCCCGUUCCGGUCUACUGUCGCCCCCUGGCGGAAACCACCCCGAACCUGUUGAUAUGGUGUGCAGCCGGAGUCAACUUGAUGGGCGGAUACACCAAGGACGGAGGAUUAAUGGUGGGUGGUAGCAUAUUCUACUCGGACGAGCCGAAGAUGCCCGAGUCGAAAUCGGAAACGCAAGUGGAGUCUUUGGAGAAGGAGCUGAGCGACUGCAAGGAGGGGGCUCUACUGGAGACCAAACUAUCCUCAAACGUGUGGAUUGUGACCACUGCACAACAAGCCAGUCUAGUUACCGUUAUAGACGCGAAUAAUCCAGCCGAGUUGCUGAACAGCUUCGGGGUUUGUUCGGCGCAUGUGCUGUGCAUCGCUAGUGUCCCGGGAGCAAGCCCUAGCGACUAUAUUGACACCCCCAUUGGAAUUCAGGCUGAAGUGCAAGAAGCUAAAACGGAGCGCACCCCCUCUCCACCCCCCAAAGGAGAGACCGCGGAAAUAACCGCCCUUCCCGCCAAAGUUACCGAUAGUACCGAGGCCAGUAAACCUCUUAACCCGGCCAAAAACGCUAGAAUACAAGAAGACAGUGAGGAGGCAGCAGUGCUGGGCAAAGUGAUAUUCAUCGAGAAAGACGAGACGGCGGUGAACCAAAAAGACAAACACAAACCGCCCGUUGACGCGCCUGAGACCAAAACCGACCAACCGGGGGAGCGUAAAGUCACAUUUGCAGACGACAGCGGCAUCAUUCAAGACGAAGAGGAAAAAACCGAAAACAAUAGCGCCCAGGAAGCGACCGUAGAUGGCGACGGUGCUGCUACGGAGUCUAGUAACGUUAACCAAGAGGUUAUGUCAAGCGUUUUGGCCACAAUGUGGCUCGGAGACGAGGACGGGAACAUCUACGUGCACUCAUCGGUGGCCAAUUGGGCCCAGAGGCUGCACACCGUCAAACUAAAGGACGCCGUGAUUAGUAUAGUCCACGUCAACGGUAGGGUGGUGGUGGCGGUGGCCAACGGUCAAGUGGUCAUCUUUAAGCGUAACAAAGAGGGCGAGUGGGAUCUGUCGCAGUACCACAUCGUGAAAAUCGGCCUGCCCCACCAGUCGGUACGUCAGUUGGCCGUGGUGGGGGAACGGGUGUGGUGCGGGUACCGCAACAAAGUCUACGUCCUCGAGCCCCGGGAAUUGAAAAUCGUGCACACCCUGGAGGCGCACCCGAGACGCGAGAGUCCUGUGCGUCAAAUGGCGUGGCUAGGCGAAGGCGUUUGGGUGUCAAUCCGCUACGAUUCCACCCUAAGACUGUACCACGCCCACACUUAUCAGCACCUGCAGGACGUCGACAUCGAGCCGUACGUCAGUAAAAUGUUGGGUACAGGCAAAUUGGGUUUUUCUCUAGUCCGCAUCACUAGUCUGCUGAUCUCUUCGAAUCGCUUGUGGAUCGGCACCAGCAACGGGGUGAUCAUUUCGGUACCGCUGAACGACGGGAGCAGUAACCAGGGGGCGGUACUGCCGAGGAGUUCUAGUCUACCCAACGCCGGUGUGAAAAUCCCCCCGCCGCCCGGCAGCUACAUCCCGUACUGUUCGAUGGCGCACGCGCAGCUCAGCUUCCACGGCCACCGCGAUAACGUGAAGUUCUUCGUGGCCGUGCCUGGCACAGGCGGAGUCAGUGCCGCGUCCACCCCGUCGGAAGCCAUGGCCGCCUCCGCGACGUCUGUCGGCAGCAGCUCCACCAAGCCGACUUCGAUGCUGGUGAUCUCGGGCGGCGAGGGCUACGUCGACUUCCGCAUCGGUGAUGAGAUGGAGGACAGCGUGAUAACGGACACGGCCAACUUCGCAGAGCAGAAAGUCAAUCAGGGGGAGCUCAGUCACCUGAUCGUGUGGCAGGUGUCAACUAGUUAAAUGUUUCGGGGGAUUCCCUCGUUGUUCGGUUGCUAUUAUAGUUUGUUUUUUUUUUAUUAAUUAAAUUUACCUACAAUUUUAUGCACAUGGUGGUCCAGACCCGUCUUUUGGGACACCCUGUAGCUAUUUUAGCUAAUGUAUUGUUAAAUGAACACCUUGAUUCAGGAGGAUAUUUUUGUGAUAUAUUUGUAGUGACAGGUUUUGUAGCGGCAGAGUAGAUAAUAUAGACCCUGUAAUGUUGCUAUGACUGUACGGGGUGUUCUUAAGGAUUUUUUAAGGACCCCCUGUAUAUACACUUAUGGAAAUAUUCUGACUAAUAUUUAAGCCCGAAUGUGUUACCCUAAUUUUAAUUAGUACAGUUUUGAGUAGCGCCUUGUACAUUUCUGUUAAAUUGUACAUUUUAUUGUAAUUAUGAUGCAAAUUUUUUAUAAUUUAUUUGUACAUUAGGGCUUUUAUCGAAUUAUUGUGCUUAUAUGUAUUUUAAGUUAAAUAAAAAUAUAUUAUACAGUGUG
Molecule: messenger RNA, 4398 nt
Organism: Anthonomus grandis grandis
Lineage: Eukaryota; Metazoa; Arthropoda; Insecta; Coleoptera; Curculionidae
Gene: syd
Product: JNK-interacting protein 3
Exons: 26
Coding region: 200-3886 (1228 amino acids)
Biological process (GO): vesicle-mediated transport
Cellular component (GO): cytoplasm
Molecular function (GO): JUN kinase binding; MAP kinase scaffold activity; kinesin binding
Source: RefSeq, a predicted model, not a curated record